AUCACCUCCAUCUUUCCUAUCAGGAUCAACAACAUGAAAUCAGGAAACCUCUCUGAUACUGCAGAAUUCCUCCUCCUGGGACUGUCAGGGGAUCCAGAACUGCAGCCCGUCCUCUUCUGCCUGUUCCUGUCCAUGUACCUGGUCACUGUGCUUGGCAACCUGCUCAUCAUCCUGGCCAUUAUCUCCGACUCCCACCUCCACAUGCCCAUGUACUUCUUCCUCUCCAACCUGUCCUUUGUUGACAUCUGUUUCACCACCACCACGAUCCCGAAGAUGCUGGUGAACAUUCAGACACAGAGCAAAGCCAUCAGCUACACGGGCUGCCUCACCCAAAUCUGCUUUGUCCUGACUUUUGCUGGAUUGGAAAAUGGAAUUCUGAUAAUGAUGGCCUAUGAUCAAUUUGUGGCAAUCUGCCACCCCCUGAGGUACAACGUCAUCAUGAGCCCCAGACUGUGUGGGCUGCUGGUUCUGCUGUCCUUUCUUAUUAGUGUUCUGGAUGCCCUGCUCCACACUUUGAUGGCACUACGGCUGUCCUUCUGCACAGACCUGAAAAUCCCCCACUUUUUCUGUGAAUUAGCUCAUAUUCUCAAACUCGCCUGGUAUUUAGUGACCAGCUUGUUGGGUGUUGUUCCUCUCUCUGGGAUAAUUUUCUCUUAUACUCGAAUUGUGGCCUCCAUUCUGAAAAUCCCAUCAGCUGGUGGAAAGUAUAAGGCAUUUUCCACCUGUGGGUCUCACUUAGUAGUUGUUUCCUUGUUCUAUGGGACGGGUUUUGGGGUAUACCUCAGUUCUGAGGCUACACACUUUUCCAGGAAAAGUGCAAUAGUAUCUGUGAUAUAUACAGUGGUCAUCCCUAUGAUGAAUCCAUUUAUCUAUAGUCUGAGGAACAAGGACAUGAUAGGGGCUUUGAGUAAGCUCAUCUCUAGAAUAUCAUCUUUUCAUUGA
Molecule: messenger RNA, 942 nt
Organism: Myotis brandtii (Brandt's bat)
Lineage: Eukaryota; Metazoa; Chordata; Mammalia; Chiroptera; Vespertilionidae
Product: olfactory receptor 7G3-like
Biological process (GO): G protein-coupled receptor signaling pathway
Cellular component (GO): membrane
Molecular function (GO): G protein-coupled receptor activity; olfactory receptor activity
Source: RefSeq, a predicted model, not a curated record